GAAGGUGUACUCUUUUUCUUGUUUUUCAAGCUAGAAGUUCAGAAACUUCCUAGCAAAUAAGGCAUUAGGUGAAUACAAUAAUAGAUGGAGAAAUUGCAUUGGAACUUCCUAGAAAUUUGACUUAGGAAUAUAUACGAUCUUCCGGAGGUUGACUUAGCAUUCCAAUCUCAAAUCUCUAGUUCUACAACUUAUUGAGUUCAAUAUUUCCAGGGUUGCUCAAUCUAUUUUGAUUCAAUACUCAUUUUAGACAUCACAGAAAAAGGAAUUUAAGAUGUAUGUGACAAGGCCUCUUUCAAUGUAUCAGAGAGAUCCUUCAGCUCUUUCAUUACCUCCUCCUGAGGGUCCAAAUUCUGGUAUCCUGGUAAUCCAGGAUGAAGAAGCUUAUCAACCCACUUGCUGUUUUGGAUUGUGCAAGAGCAAUCUGGUAAGGAACCUGCCCUUCCCUCAAAAUAAGAAUUUAAAAGUUCAUUACACAAGACAAACUGGAAAGCAUCAACAAGUUUAUAUAAAUCGCGUUCUCUUUAUUCCUGUUCUUAAUCUACCACUAUUGUCCAAUCAAUACUACUGCAUAGAGAGAAAAGGGAGGCACAAAGGGGCAGCUUACAGAAACUCGAAGGAGGAGGACAUGAAGACAUACUGUUUCUGCAGCUGUAUUUCUGAUUUAGAACCACUAUCUUUGGAUCCUCAGGACAUAUAUCAGAAAUUCGAAAUUCGACAUAGAAAAUGGGGUGGUUUUGUUGCCAAAUCCGUCCCUUCGGAUGGGUUCCCUCCAAAUUUCUUGAGGAGAAAAGAUUGGGGAGUAUAUGCCUCUUCACCACCACGCGAACUCGAGUUAAAAGAAGCACCGGGACUUGACAAGACUGUCCGUGCCCGCCUUCCAGACUUCAACUUUCCAUUAUCAUAUAGAAGCCCUCCACCUGUGGUAGUAGGACGGUGGUACUGCCCUUUCAUGUUUAUCAGAGAUGGAGCACUCAAAGAUCAGAUGGAUAAUUCAAGAUAUUAUGAGAUGACACUGGAGCAACAAUGGCAACAAAUUUUUGCUUGUGAAAGUAACUAUAAUGAAGGUAAUGCUGUGACUGUGGAUGUUACUGUUGAAACCGAAGUAGUUGCAGUUGCUGGAAAAGAAGCUAUGCUGCAAAGUGAGAAGAAUGUAAUUGAUGGGGUGAUGUGGUUUAGGAGCCCUGAUGAUGUGGGAGGAGAAGCUAUAGUGGGCUUAAGUUUAGCAGUUGUUGAGAGAAUGAAGUGGGAGCAAGAGAGGUUUGGGUGGAUUGGUGCAAAGGAGAGGCAAGUGAGGGUGAAGAGAGUGGAGGAAUUUGGAGGCAGGGGAGGUUGGAGGAGAUUUGGUUGCUAUGUUUUGGUUGAGAGAUUUGCAUUGAAGAGAAUGGAUGGAAGCUUGUUGCUGACCUAUGAUUUCAAGCAUACUCAACAUAUCAUGAGCAAAUGGGAGUAAGCUUAGAUUUUGUCUGUUUUGCCCUACAUAUAUAUAAAUGUAAAUUUAUCUUUAUAACUUAAAAAAUUCCAUAUAUAAGAUUGCAAAAUACACCAUCUUUUAGUGCUUCAGGGAACCUAAUAAGUCCUCUUUCAUGUAAAGUUAUUAUAUUGUCAUAAAAUGAAUGUAUUGUUGAUUGGAUAAAGACAUUCAUUUUUCCUCUUCUUCAAUGCUAUGUACCAACACCAAAUAAAAUUCAUCAGUGUUCUUGAGCC
Messenger RNA from Hevea brasiliensis (rubber tree), 1704 nucleotides. RefSeq lists its product as uncharacterized. NCBI's taxonomy places the organism in Eukaryota, Viridiplantae, Streptophyta, Magnoliopsida, Malpighiales, Euphorbiaceae. The record is from RefSeq and is a predicted model, not a curated record. The transcript has 2 exons. The coding region runs from base 272 to 1450 and encodes 392 amino acids.